UCCAGACAGGACCCAUUGACACCUAUCAACUCUAAUUCGGAAAACGCUGCUAUUUUAACCUAGCAUACUCAUAGUUCAGCAGGUGAUUAUCAACAACUUGCAAGUUAACUUUAGGCAUAUUCUCGGUAAGUUAGUGUACUUUUAAAAGUGUAUUUUUGACAUAAGGAAAUAAGUUGUGCUGCAGCAGAAUAAAGGAUCAUUUUCAGUAUCAGGCAGCAACUUUACCAAACUAUCUGACUUUCUUGUGUUCAGCUUUUGAGGAAGUCUCUCCAUCGUUUGACUUUAUUCACCAUGCAACAACGGUUUGCACAUAGGAUGUACCCCGAAAGGAAGGUAUUUUGGUGAAUUAGUUUGAGAACGUUUGAACGGGAAUAUUGCGUCAAUAAAGGUGAUUCUACUCCGCGUUAAUCGUGGCCACUAGUCUACCUGUCACCGAAUUCUUUCAACCAACCACUCCCAACCCGGUCCCCUCGUGCUGUCUUUCCGUGGGUCGCCUGCCUCGCCCGUUAACCGCGAUGACGUGCGGUUGGAGUCCGGGAGCUGUCACGGUUUGGAGAACUACCGUUUUCCUGCUCAACAUCGCGUGCGCAGCGUCGGCCAAGAGACACGUCGUCUACUGGAACUCCACCAACACUAGGUUGACGGGAGGGGAUCUGUCCAUCCAGGUGAAUCUGAAUGACUACCUGGAUAUCUACUGCCCCCACUACCCUCACCUGUCUCCCCCCAGUGAGGAGGCCUACCCCCAGGCCCCACUAGACAGCCUGGCCCUGUACCUGGUGGCUGAGGGGGGGUUCAAGGGCUGUGUGGAGACCCAGGGGGCCAUCAAGAGGUGGGAGUGUAACAGCCCCCGUGCCCCCUUUGGCCCUGUCCGCUUCUCAGAGAAGAUCCAGCGCUUCACCCCCUUCUCUCUGGGCUUCGAGUUCCUCCCCGGACACCACUACUACUACAGCUCAUUGCCUACAGGGGAAAGCUCCCCGCUGCCCUGCAUGAAGCUGCGAGUCAUAGUGUGCUGUGAGCCCAGUGGCCAUUCCCUGUAGUUGGGGACGAGCACUCACAAACACACACACGGGGAUCUGAAGGACAAAGCAGUGACAGAGGGUCCAUCAGGUACACUGUCAUUGUACCAAGGUCACCCAGCACUCUGUGGUGGCAUCCUCUUCUCUCCUGUGUCAUUGUUUGUGUUUAUCCACUCACAUUAACCAACACCCUCCUGUGUGCGUGUGUCACAGGCCAACUUUUUCUCUAACUGAAAUGAACUAAAACAUCCGUAAAGAGAGCACGGCAGGUAGGACACAGUUGCACGUGACACAGGAAGCUCCUAAGGUCUGUGCUGGGAUUAAUUAGUCACGUUAUCUAUGUUCCUCUCUCCCUGUUGGUGUCUAUUUAUUGAAUUCAAUUCUCUUUGGAUAUCUUGGUUCUACAGACUGCUGAAUGACAUUGUAAAUUAACAGAAAGUCUAACUUUGACUCUACAGUAAAUUUGACACUACUGAAGUGUCCCCUACCCACUCCAGUAGAGCGGUGUCACGGCAAAAAGCCCCCUUCCCCAAUUCUGCUGUGCUAGAACAGGGUUGCAUCAGACGCAACCUUCAAAAUCCGCAUCACCAGAGUGGUGUCACGCUGAAACAGCUCCCCCUGCUGCUCCGCCUUUCUUUCCUCCUUUCCCCCUCAAUCUUCCGCUAUCUUCCUCUACUUACCUUUCAAUGAAGACAACUUCUCCAAACACGAAGUCUGCUGUUGUUCCCCACCCUCCUCUCUCAUUCUCUUUCCUUCUCUCUCUUUCCCACUGUGUGAACCCAUUAUAGACCUUCUACUCUCUCUAAUUGAUUUUCCCUUUCUCCUACUCUCCUCUUUUUCUCCCUCCCUCUCUCCCCUGCUGUGACCAGUCCAUCUCGGUCAUUUCAGGUUGCCGUCUCCUCUCUGGUCUUUCACCUUUUUUUCAACUUUUUUUUUCUUUUUCUAUUUUGAAUACCUUUGUGCCCCCAGCCCACCCUUCCGAACACACACUCGCUCACACACACACACCGCUCGUCUACCUCUCUCUCCGACUUCUAGCACAACACUGAAGGACGAACUUUGACCAACUUCCUACCGUGAUUCUAUUUUUCAGCGAGCAGGUUUGGAAUGUUUUCCGCCCAGGAAGAUGGCUCCCUACCUCUAGUCACUGUGUUUAUAAAAUGGCGGCGCGGGGAAGGAGAGGUGGAGUCACGGAAUGGUGUCUCUCUGCAGUUCUCUGUCUGGAGACACACAUGCAUGCUCACAUCCACUCACACUCACACAGUGGGUCUCUCUCUGCAGUGCAGUGCUUUCCUGAGACGCAUGCGACCAUGACAGCCAUUUUGGGGUAGAGUUACGGUAACCAAUACAGAACAGUUAUCUACAGCACGCAUGUAGUCAUUCACGCAUGUAGUCAUUCACACAAAUUUACCUAAUCAUGAACAACAGCAAUACACAGAUAAUAACUUUGGUAUUUCCACCAUUUAGAUGCAGUUUGAGUAGUUAAAAAGCUUUUUAUUUCUCAUUUUAACAUUCUGCCAUAAAGAACGUAUGUUCAACUUAAUAUCUCAAGAGGCCAAAUAAAGUAUCCAGGUUGACCACUUCAUCUUAAAUCAGACAUAAAUCCCCUUGUGACAUGGAGAAUGUAAGCUUGUUCUGUACCACAGGGAAGGGCAAAUGAAUGCAAGCUUGUUCUGUACCACAGGGAAGGGCAAAUGAAUGUAAGCUUGUUCUGUACCACAGGGAAGGGCAAAUGAAUGCAAGCUUGUUCUGUACCACAGGGAAGGGCAAAUGAAUGCAAGCUUGUUCUGUACCACAGGGAAGGGCAAAUGAAUGCAAGCUUGUUCUGUACCACAGGGAAGGGCAAAUGAAUGCAAGCUUGUUCUGUACCACAGGGAAGGGCAAAUGAAUGCAAGCUUGUUCUGUACCACAGGGAAGGGCAAAUGAAUGUAAGCUUCACAAAAUAAUGGAAUUGUGAAAACGUGUCUUGCCUGUAUGUCUCUGGGUAACAGGGUUGAUGUGUUGUGCUCCACCUGCUCAGUUUUCCACCAGAAAAUGGCCGAAGGAGGAGAACCAGCUCACCUGCUUUUACACCAGGAUUUUACUAUUAAUGUUCAAUAUCUCUAUUUAAAAAGGAAUAGUUUCACCAGCAUUUUAUUAUAAUAUUAAAAAGCGUUCAGUUCACGUAACAGGAUUGACCUUAAAAUGAGGGACAGGUUUAUUUUUUUACCUUAAAAUGAAUCACUUAAAUAUUCAUCUUAAGAAAUUACUUUGUUAAAGCAACAAAAUAACUAGGGCCUUACAAUGAUGGUGAAAAUGGAGAUAUGUUGGGAUUAAGUGGGUUAAAAUCUUCCUAGAAUUCAGAGGAUGCACAGAGGGACACGUCAAAAUGCUGAAUGUUGGUACUUUAGUCUUUGUUAAAGGUGAUCGCUCCUCUAUUUCCUGGUUGCUAAAAUUCUAAUUCAAUAUCUUUUCCAUAACCAAAAAUAUUGUGUUUUCAGCUGUUUGAAGCAGCAAAACAGAAAGUUAAAGAUUCAAAGAAGUAACAUAAGAACCUAGAACAGAUCUACCGCUUCAGAGACUUGCUUUCAAUGAGAGUGACAGAUCUGUAACUCGCAUUUCUAUGUGACUUUGGUUGGGUCACCCAAAAAGUGCCAUAUUGCAGCUUUAAUAUAAAGAUCUGAUUUAUUGAAUUUUCUAUGUGGACUAUAUUAAUGGACACUUCAGUUAAUAUAUCCGGCUUUUAAUAUUCAAUAUUUGUGCACAAUUUCUGCUUGAAAUAUCAAAGGGAUGAAAAGGCACUCAUCUCGUAGAACGAUCUAUUCAUUAUCAGUGAACAAAAAAUUAUAUUACGUUUUUCAAUUAUUUUACGUAUAUAUAUAUUUUUUUUUUUUAGCAUUGACGAUUCAACAUUUAAUUGUUUAUGCAGACUGAGUGUUCUUCUUGAAACGGCAGUAUAGUUUGGUAAAGUAUUACGUUUAAUAAACCGUUAUAAUCACGCAGAGUCAUUUUAAAGUCAGCUAUUGAUGUAGGCAUUAGGUCAAUGCGUACAUUUCAAAAUCACUUAAUGCUCUUUAAUUUAUUAAUUUAGUCUUUGAGUAUGCAUUUGUUUGUUGCCUUUGAUGUAAAUAGUUUGGUAUGUUCUGUUGAUUGUAUUUGGAGAAUUACCUGAUAAAACCUCUGCUUUAUUUGAGCUGUUUUUAUCCACUCAAUGUGGACAUGAAAGAUUGGAUUAAUAGAACCCUGCAACUUUUAGUUUAUUGUUUUAUAAUUAUUAACUAAUGUUACAAAACAGAAUAAGGAACAGAAGUGAUGUGUUCUGUAACUUUCAUAGUUUUGAUGCUUUGGACACAAAAUGCCUUUUUCACAUUUUCUUCUGCUUAACCACACACACACACACACACACACACACACAGUGAGAGGCCCGAUCACAGCAUGUAAUUUAAUGCUUCGUUAACUCUUCCAUAGUUAUUUCUUCAGAAUAUGAGAGGUUUGUUUAGCCCCUCCCUCAUCAACAUGGAAGCCUCUUUGACUUGUAGUACAACCCUGACUAUAGACAUAACAGAAUAUAACACCUAUAGAUACCUUAGUCAAGCCCUAAUAACACACACAGAAAAUGAUCUCCAAGCUAAGCUUUUGAUCAGUGAGCCAUCUUGUGAAAAACACGUCUUAGACAUCAGGGUUCUGCUGAUGUACACAAUUCAUUGUAGGAAAACAGUCAACUGGAUAACAGUUUCAUUACAACGAUCUCCUGCACAUGUUCUGCUCAUUUUCUUCCUAGACCUUUCCCUUGUUCUCUCCCUUCACUACAGCCUUUUCUUCUUUUUGCUCUUUCUGGUAUUGUCUCUCCCACCUCUCUCUCACCCUUUUGCCCCUCUCCACCUUGCUUUGCCCUCCAGCACCCAUCCCACCCCUCUCUAACUCCCUCCAUUAUUCCCUUUUAGUCAGCCCCCCUGCUGAGGGAGUGACACCCAGACACAAACACCCCUCCCUCCUCCACCUCUCUUUCUCUCCCUCUCUCUCUCCCUCUCUCCGCCUGACCUUCUUACAAUCUUUCCUUCCCUCCCUUGCUUUUCUCCGUCUGUUUUUCUCCCAGAUCUUUUCCACCCUUUCAUUUCCUCUCCUAUGUCCUCUUCUGUUUCUCUCUGUCAUUCUGAAUUUUGCUGCCUUCUUUCUUUUUCUCUUUUCCCUUUCUCUCUCUUCUCUCUUAUUCCUCAUCUCUCUCUCUCUUAUUCCUCACCUCUCUCUCUCUUAUUCCUCACCUCUCUCUCUCACACUUAUUCUUAUUCUUCAUCAAUUUAAUUUGACUCCUUGGCUCAACAUUAUCUUCCUCCUGACUCACUUUCUUCGCUUGUUUUUCAUUCAACCUUUAAGAAAAUUUGCAUUGGGGACAUAUUUUAGGGUUGCGCAGUCAGUAGUCAUUUUUCAUGGCAUUUGGCUGUGAGUAAUGGUAAAUACCCUCCCCUAGUCAUUUUUCUGUUUGUUUUUUUGUUUCGUGCAAGUAAGGCUGUAGUUUUUGGGAAACUUGAAAAUUACUUGAAUAAUGAACUUUAUUUUUAUGUCCUGCUCUCUCCCUCUCUUCCC
Messenger RNA from Oncorhynchus nerka (sockeye salmon), 5579 nucleotides. RefSeq names its product ephrin A4. The transcript has 4 exons. Gene Ontology annotation, biological process: ephrin receptor signaling pathway; axon guidance. Bases 516 to 1037 code for a protein of 173 amino acids. Gene Ontology annotation, molecular function: ephrin receptor binding. The record is from RefSeq and is a predicted model, not a curated record. Gene Ontology annotation, cellular component: plasma membrane. NCBI's taxonomy places the organism in Eukaryota, Metazoa, Chordata, Actinopteri, Salmoniformes, Salmonidae.